GACGCGUCCCCUCCCCGCCGGGAGCGCGCGCCUCCCGCUCUCGCGCCGGGUCCCUCUCGGUCUCUCGGAGCCCCGCACUCUCCGGAGCUCCUGCCCCGGUGUCGCGUCGGCCGCGGCUCUCUAGCCCGGAGGCUCAGCCUCGGCGCGUCGGAGCCGGGUCUCAGGCCUCUUCCACUCCUGCCGCCACUCCUCUUCCCUUUCCCGCUCUUCUCUCCCACCCGGUCCACCGAGGGAGCCUGGAUACGAAGCAGGCAGGCUCGAGAAGGGAGUUGGAAAAAUGGAGGUGCCGCGCCUGGAUCAUGCCCUCAACAGCCCCACCAGCCCCUGUGAGGAGGUGAUCAAAAACCUCAGCCUGGAGGCCAUUCAGCUGUGCGACCGGGACGGGAACAAAUCACAAGACAGUGGCAUAGCAGAGAUGGAAGAACUUCCCGUACCACAUAACAUCAAAAUAAGCAACAUCACAUGUGACUCAUUCAAGAUUUCAUGGGAAAUGGAUUCAAAGUCAAAGGACCGUAUUACACACUAUUUCAUUGACCUCAAUAAGAAAGAGAACAAGAACUCUAAUAAAUUUAAACACAAGGAUGUUCCAACAAAAUUGGUAGCAAAAGCUGUUCCCUUGCCCAUGACGGUCCGUGGACACUGGUUUUUGAGCCCAAGAACUGAGUAUACAGUAGCAGUGCAGACUGCUUCAAAACAGGUUGAUGGUGAUUAUGUUGUGUCUGAAUGGAGUGAAAUUAUAGAAUUCUGCACAGCAGACUAUUCAAAAGUUCAUCUAACACAGCUGUUGGAGAAAGCCGAAGUGAUUUCAGGACGGAUGCUUAAAUUUUCUGUUUUUUAUCGUAACCAACACAAAGAAUAUUUUGACUAUAUUCGAGAACAUCAUGGGAAUGCAAUGCAACCAUCUGUCAAGGAUAACAGUGGUAGCCAUGGCUCUCCUAUCAGUGGAAAAUUAGAAGGCAUCUUCUUCAGCUGCAGCACUGAAUUCAAUACUGGGAAGCCACCCCAGGAUUCACCUUAUGGAAGAUACAGGUUUGAGAUUGCAGCAGAAAAACUUUUUAACCCCAAUACUAACUUAUACUUUGGGGACUUCUACUGUAUGUACACUGCUUAUCAUUAUGUGAUUCUUGUUAUUGCCCCUGUGGGAUCACCAGGAGAUGAAUUUUGUAAGCUGCGCCUUCCUCAGCUAAAUUCCAAGGAUAAUAAAUUUUUGACCUGCGCAGAAGAAGAUGGGGUGCUGGUUUACCACCAUGCCCAGGAUGUCAUUUUAGAAGUCAUUUACACUGACCCUGUGGAUCUUUCUCUGGGCACUGUAGCAGAAAUCACUGGUCAUCAGCUCAUGAGUUUGUCUACUGCAAAUGCAAAGAAAGAUCCCAGCUGCAAAACCUGUAAUAUCAGUGUUGGACGUUAAUGCCCACUUUUCUUAUUCUUACUCAGUCCCUUUUCUUCCUGUAGGAGCAUUGAUCCUCUGUUGUCCAUUUUCAUCACCAGAUGUUUUCCACUGAAGCAUGCACAUGCCGCUAUCACCAAAAGCAAAUUGUCAUUUUUCAGAUAUCAUUCAGAGCCGUUUUAGUGUUUCCUACUCCCUGCCCUUCCCAUUACUUUCAAUGAUGAAAGUUCUCCUCUGACACUUUAUUGCCUAGAUGCUGCAAUGUUUUUAUUUUUCCUUUAUGCCAAACAUAACAAAACAAUUAUAUAAACUGCUUUAGCAAAAUACAAAAUAACGGCUUAUAAAUGGUGUUUAAAUAUGCAUUCAUUUUAAUCUACUGAACAAAUAUUGGGAUAACUCCAAACCGCAUGAAAGGGUGUAAUUGCAGCAUGAGUUAAAUCUUGAAGCCUAGAAUUGUCAGCACUUCCAACUUGUUGUUUGACAGUGUUAUUUAUGUUAUUUAUAUUAGCUAACAGGAAACAACUAUUGUGUUCAACAUAAUAAAUAUAAUAGAAAAAUAUUUUAUUUGUAUUGUUGUAUAAAAUAUUUACAAUCAUAUAGAAUAUAUAGAGUUACAUUUUAAUAGCAAUUGUAUACAUGUCAUGAAACCAUUUCCCUUAUCAAAGAUGUGGUUUGUAAACUUCAAAUAGUUGUGUAUCUGUCCUGUUACAAGUAGAUGAUUUCAAUUAAACAAAUUUAUGAAGGACAUCAAUCUGAUUCAUAGAAGUUAUAAAAUAUCAGGUAAAUACAGAGAAAACAAUGAGCCUCUGAAAUACUCUGCUUCUGAGAGUCAAUAUUCUUCCCAUCCAAACUAUAUGAAAAUGUGAAUUUGUUCAACAUCAUGCUUAAACAUUACAGAAAACAGAAAUACAAACGUGGUUGGUACAAGA
Molecule: messenger RNA, 2316 nt
Organism: Canis lupus familiaris (dog)
Lineage: Eukaryota; Metazoa; Chordata; Mammalia; Carnivora; Canidae
Gene: PHYHIPL
Product: phytanoyl-CoA 2-hydroxylase interacting protein like
Exons: 5
Coding region: 278-1408 (376 amino acids)
Cellular component (GO): cytoplasm
Molecular function (GO): protein binding
Source: RefSeq, a predicted model, not a curated record